Molecule: messenger RNA, 617 nt
Organism: Cajanus cajan (pigeon pea)
Lineage: Eukaryota; Viridiplantae; Streptophyta; Magnoliopsida; Fabales; Fabaceae
Product: photosystem I reaction center subunit VI, chloroplastic
Biological process (GO): photosynthesis
Cellular component (GO): photosystem I; chloroplast thylakoid membrane; photosystem I reaction center
Source: RefSeq, a predicted model, not a curated record
CCAAAGCAAGUGUGUCCCAACAAAACUGAUCAAACCAUGGCUUCUCUGGCUAGCUUAGCUGUUGUUCAACCCUCUACUGUCAAUGGCCUUGCUGGAUCUUCCCUUACCGGAACCAAACUCUCUUUCAAGCCCUCUCGCCAGAGUUUCAGGCCCAACAAUUUCAGGAGUGGCGCUGUGGUAGCAAAGUAUGGUGACAAGAGUGUGUACUUUGAUUUGGAGGACAUAGGCAACACUACUGGUCAGUGGGACUUGUACGGUUCCGAUGCACCUUCACCCUACAAUCCUCUACAGAGCAAGUUCUUUGAGACAUUUGCGGCUCCAUUCACAAAGAGGGGAUUGUUGCUAAAGUUUUUGAUCCUGGGAGGUGGUUCCACCCUGGCAUACUUCAGUGCCACAGCUUCAGGUGACAUUCUACCAAUCAAGAAGGGUCCACAACUUCCACCAAAGCUAGGUCCCCGUGGCAAGAUCUAAUUUAGUUUCUCAAUUUCAUCUGUUAAGCUCCAUUCCCCCCCUCUUCUUUUGAAUUGAACGUGUAUAUCUCUGCUUGCAAUGGCAUAUAAUGUGUAAGUACGUCUAAAGCCUACUUCUAUUAAAUGAUGUUUAUUUCUGCUCCAAUA